Nematostella vectensis (starlet sea anemone) is the source of this 1833-nucleotide messenger RNA. Its product is annotated as dynein assembly factor with WDR repeat domains 1. Bases 110 to 1357 code for a protein of 415 amino acids. Gene Ontology annotation, molecular function: protein binding. Gene Ontology annotation, cellular component: nucleus; transcription repressor complex. The record is from RefSeq and is a predicted model, not a curated record. NCBI's taxonomy places the organism in Eukaryota, Metazoa, Cnidaria, Anthozoa, Actiniaria, Edwardsiidae. Gene Ontology annotation, biological process: negative regulation of transcription by RNA polymerase II. The transcript is spliced from 17 exons.
UGCUGUGCCAUGCGCAUGCGCGGGGCUGUCUGGCGCGCGCCAUAUUGGAAUUCCACUGGAGUUUCUCUGAUAAACUUUUUCACAUUCAGAGCAACUUCCACCCCUAAAAAUGCGCCUUAAAAAGUUCUUGCUGCGUUAUUAUCCGCCUGGGAUUAUUCUUGAGUAUGAACAGUCAGGUGUUUUGAAAACCAAGUCUAUUGAUCUUCUUGAUUUGAAACCAAGCACUGACGUGGAUGCUAUACUGGAUGAUAUAUCCGCUAAAGAGCCCCUAAUUACCCCUGCAAGACUGGACCAAGUGCGCAAACUCAUUAUCCGUCUUCAAGAAAAACAAAUUGAAACAGAUGAUAGACAUUUCUACCUUUUUAAGAUUCUCAGAGCUCAUAUUCUACCACUAACCAAUGUUGCCUUCAACAAGUCUGGAACAAGUUUUAUCACAGGGAGCUAUGAUAGGACUUGUAAAGUAUGGGACACUGCCUCUGGUGAGGAGACCUUGACGCUUGAAGGACACAAAAAUGUGGUAUAUGCCAUAGCAUUCAACAACCCAUAUGGUGACAAGAUAGCAACUGGAUCCUUUGACAAGACCUGCAAGCUAUGGAAUGCUGAGACUGGAAAGUGUUAUCACACUUACAGAGGACACUCUGCUGAAAUUGUCUGCUUAGCAUUUAACCCUCAAAGUACUGUCAUAGCCACUGGAAGCAUGGACACAACUGCUAAACUCUGGGAUGUCCAGACUGGAGCAGAAAUCUCUACACUUUCUGGUCAUUCAGCAGAGAUUAUUUCCUGUGCAUUCAACUCUACUGGUACCCAGCUACUGACAGGGUCUUUUGACCACACUGUUAGUGUUUGGGACACACGUAGUGGAAGACGUGUGCAUACUUUAAUUGGUCACAGAGGAGAGAUUUCCAAUGCGCAGUUCAACUUCGACUGUUCCUUUAUUGUCACUGGAUCAAUGGAUAAAACAUGUAAGAUAUGGGACGCAGGGACUGGUAAAUGCAUAGGAACAUUGAGGGGCCAUGAUGAUGAAGUACUAGACGUGGCAUUUGACUAUACAGGCCAACUGAUUGCUACUGCUUCAGCUGAUGGCACCGGACGUGUGUACAAUGCGCUGACACACCACUGCCUGUCCAAACUAGAGGGUCAUGAGGGAGAGAUAUCAAAGAUCACGUUUAACGCACAGGGUACUCGCCUGCUCACCGCUAGUAGCGACAAAACCGCACGACUCUGGGACCCCAACACGGGGAAAUGCUUGCAGGUUCUUGAGGGUCAUACAGACGAAAUCUUCAGCUGUGCUUUCAACUACGAUGGCGACAUCAUAAUUACAGGAAGUAAAGACAACACUUGCCGAUUAUGGAGAUAAUGAGAUAUUAUAAAAUGGUGAUGUUGAAGAAGAUGAUAAUGAUGACGGCAAGCAAUUCACGAACGGAACAAGCUACUUAUCUCCGCUAGUUGAAUAGACAUAUGGGAUCCCGCAAUCUACGGGUCACACCCGAACUGUCGCGCGUGCACUCCAGACAAAUCAGGCUUUUACAAAGCAACCCUGAGCCCGCCAUAAGUAAUUGCGGUCAUGCGCGUCCAGCAUUCAAAAUCGGGCAUCGAUGUUCUUGUUUCCACAUCUCCUUCGGCGUAAUUUGAUCCGCGCGAUUUACUAACGAGAAGUAUUUAAUUCCCUGGGACCUAAUGGUGAACAUGGAUACGUUGGGUUAGAUUGGCGAACUGCAUGUGAACGCUGCUUGAGACAGUGCUGUCUAAAUGCGUUAUAGAAAAAAAAACCUUUGUAUAAUUCUAUAUUAUUAUAUUUUAAUUACAAAAAUUAAACUAGAGUUCUAUGAUUAA